Molecule: messenger RNA, 2455 nt
Organism: Homarus americanus (American lobster)
Lineage: Eukaryota; Metazoa; Arthropoda; Malacostraca; Decapoda; Nephropidae
Gene: Mt2
Product: tRNA (cytosine(38)-C(5))-methyltransferase-like
Exons: 10
Coding region: 699-1601 (300 amino acids)
Molecular function (GO): methyltransferase activity
Source: RefSeq, a predicted model, not a curated record
GUCGUGAAUGUUAAAAUAUUAGGAAUUGAUUUAUUAUAUCAUGGAUGCAUAAAUUGAUUUAAGGUCCAUUCCUCAUGGACUCCAUCCUUAAUGGGGCCCAGUUCUUAUGGAUGCCAUAAUGUCCUAAUGGGCCCCAGUUCUCAUGGUUAUGUUGGGGACUUUAUACAGUGGUCCUAAUUUGACUCCAGUUAUUAUAGUCCGUAAUCUUUAUGUUUAAGAAGGCUGAGGUUAGAAUAGGUUAAAUUAGGUUAUGUUAAGUUAGGUUAGAUUAGGUUAAGGUUUUGCUAAGUUAAGAUAUGGUCAGGUAGGAGUCUGUGUUAGCAUACAAGCCUCGGUGCCUCCUCAUGCUAGGGUUGGUGCCAUUGCUCAUCACUUAACACUGCAGCUGUGUCCAGACGUCACUGGUCAUGUAACUUUACUAACUUGGAGCUUCAGUAUCUGUUAAGCCAAGUGUCCUGUGUUGAGCAGGUGCUGAGGACCUCUUCUGCUUGGUGGUCUUGGAGUGCUGUGAUUGGUCGAGGAGAGUCAUAAUCUAUCAAGGAACACUGUGAUCUGUCUAGAAGUAUUGUGAUUGGUCUUGGAAAACUACGGGCAGCCAGAAAGUACCAUCAUAGGUCUAAAAGCCCGACAAACCGGUCUAGAAGCACUGUGAUUGGACUCGCGGUGUCACAAACUGGUCUAGACUGUUGACUGUCAGGAUGAGAGGGAAGACGCUGUUGCUGUUGUCUGUCUGUGCCUGUCUGUUUAGUCAGUCGGGGGGGAUGCCGACGAAGGAAGACCUCUGUGGCCUGGUGGUGGAUAUGGUGGUGAAGGACGAGUGUCUUGACUGUUUCACCCAGGCUGGUAACAUUACUGUGAACCCUGAAGGUGUAAGGUCCUGUGUCGCUACCUACCUGCCACCUACUGUAGCCAACUGUGCCGUGCCUCACCCUGAACAACGCCUACUGGUUUCAGUUAUGGAACGUAUACAACAGAAGCCGCCGUCACAACACCACAACCACACUAACGCCAACCUCCUUCCCAACUGUCUUAACCGGAGGCUGAGAGACGUAUCCCGCUACCUCAGGAAGGAGAUGAGGUUCACAGAGCAGGCCGGCAAGAUGGUGAAGAAUGUGGUGAUGGCUAAUUUGAUCCGAGAUGGAGGUCCUGCUCUACUCAACCUCGAGGCCCAGGAGAGCAUCCUGGAAAUUCCGGAGGUCCAGAGGCUGGUCGAGACAUAUGCUGCUGGUUGUUUUGAUAGAAGUAACUCACAGGUUCGAGCACUAAACUCUGAGGACGAGGAGGAGGAGGAGGAGGAGGAUGCUGUCAAGGCCUUCAUAAGACAGAUGGAGUACAAGAUGCUGGAGGAUGACCUAAAUGAGGAGGAGGAGCUGCGAGGGUUAAGAGCAAAAUAUGGUAAUGACCUGCCGUUUGGGGGGACCAACUGCCUUGUUCACCGCAUCUUAGUUGGCAGUUGUUUGAUCGACUCCUUGGUUAAGAAUGGAGGCGCCAUGGACUUGAUCCGCAUCUUGCAAAAUGACGAGUUCUUCUAUCCCAUUCCUCAGUGGUGGAUGAAGCCAUUACUCACAGUGUACAAGUCAGAGAUGAGUGUGUGGUACUAGUGUUGACCAGAGGGAGGAGGCGGGUGUGAGAGGUCCUUCCAUCUGGCCCACGACGCCUUCAGGAUGGUCACACAGAGGAAGGACAACACCUGAAGGAUCCUUAUGAGCGAGAGUUGUGGAGAGUUGAGAGUCCUAGAUCUGGGAAGGAAUAGUUGAGGAACAGUUGAUGAUCCUGUGAGAAAGAAGGAAUAGAGAAGAAAGAAUAAAAACCAGAAUGAAGAUAACAGCUAUAGAGAAUGGGUGAAAAUCUAAUAGGAAACAACAGAAGGUAAGAUAAUAAUCAAACAUAAGAAUAAAAGAGACAAACAAUAUGAAAAAAACAUGAAUGAGAAUAUGGAAGGCAAAAUAUACAUAUAAAUAAAGGAUAAAUAAUAAAGAAAAGAAAACACAAGAAGGAAUAUAGAGAAAACAAAAUAACCAAAUGAGGAAAAGAUGUCCAAAAUGAAUAAUAAUUGAGGAAUGGAGAACAAAUGAGACAUAGAAGUUGCUGAAAAUAUUUAGAUUCAUAACGGCGAGGUAAAGGAUAAUUUUAUAGCAUUAAAAUAGGGAUGCUGUCUUUAAGGAAUUUUUCUUAGUGGUUUUUAUAGAAAUGAAUAUUCUGUAGCUACUGUAGAUGAUAAUAGUACCCUGUAAUAGAAAUAAUAAAGGUAAUAUAGAAUAAUAAUAGAGAUAAUACCUGUAGUGUUACUAAUGAUAAUAGAAAUACUACUACUAAUAGUAAUUCUCCAUAUAAUGUUCCUAUCAGUUCAGAAGAAUGAAAUAAUUGCGUUUGUAUUAUAAUUAUAUAUUAAUACUAACACCCAAUUGAUCCUGUAGUGUAAGACUGAUCAAUAAACAAAAUAAUCCUCGUAGAA